Aspergillus ibericus CBS 121593 is the source of this 1223-nucleotide messenger RNA. Its product is annotated as NAD(P)-dependent alcohol dehydrogenase. Lineage: Eukaryota; Fungi; Ascomycota; Eurotiomycetes; Eurotiales; Aspergillaceae. The transcript has 2 exons. Gene Ontology annotation, molecular function: oxidoreductase activity; zinc ion binding. The record is from RefSeq and is a predicted model, not a curated record. The coding region runs from base 54 to 1223 and encodes 389 amino acids.
CUCUACUGCCAUGUAAUCUGCCCUGUAAUCCUUUCGCCCGAUCCAUACUCAUCAUGGCGAACAUACCACCCACCGUAACCGGCCGAGCGCUUGUGUCUCACAGCCCCUAUAAAACCGGCGGCUGGAAGCUCCAGAAUGUGUCUCUGCGCCCGCUGCGGGAAAAUGAGCUGCUCGUUGAAGUGGUUGCCUCGGGGGUCUGUCAGACGGAUUUGCAUUUCGCGGGGUUGGAAACUGGGCUUGGAGUAAAUUAUCCGCGGGUGAUGGGGCAUGAAGGCGCAGGAUACGUCCGACAAAUCGGCCCCAACGUCACUGCCGCCCGAGUCAACGACCCCAUCCUUAUGUCUUUCUCGUCAUGUCAGACCUGCGAGGGUUGUCGACGAGGUCAUCCCGCGCAUUGCCACAUUUUCGAUCCGAUUAAUUUCGAGGCGACGAGGGAGAAUUAUGUUUUUCGGGGGGAGAAUCAGGAUGGAUCAGGGGAAGCGGAUAUCUACGGCCAAUUCUUUGGACAAUCGAGCUUUGCGAGCUGGACGAUUGUGCAGGAGCAGGCGGUGGUGAAUGUAUCCGGGUUGGUGGAGGGAAAGGAGGAACUGCAGCUGUUGGCGCCGCUGGGGUGUGGGAUCCAGACUGGGGCUGGGGCGGUGAUUAAUGCGGCGGGAGCGAAGGGGGAGGAUACUGUUGCGGUGCUGGGGCUGGGCGGGGUGGGAUUGAGUGCUGUGAUGGGGGCGCGGAUUGCGGGGUGCAAGACGAUCAUUGGGAUUGCGCGGAACGAGGCUCGUUUGGAGUUGGCGUUGGCGGUGGGAGCGACGCAUGUGGUGAGGAUUGAUUCGAAUGCGGAUCUCAGUGCUGUGACGGAGGGGGUGCGUGCCAUUACUAAAGGGAUUGGGGCGGAUAUCACGUUGGAGACGACCGGGGCGCCGGGGUUGGUGGCGGAAGGGAUUCGCAUGACGGCUAACAAGGGGAGGGUGGUUCAGCUUGGGUCGGCGCCGGAGAAUGCAGUGCUCAAUCUUCCCAUUCAUGAGUUUAUGGUGGCUGGAAAGCAGUACAUGGGGGUGGUGGAGGGAGAUGUGGUGCCUCGGGAGUUUGUGCCGAAGAUGAUUGACUGGGUGAAGGCUGGUCUUUUGCCGUUGCGGAAGAUGGUGGGGUUCUAUCAAGCGGGGGACUUUGAGACGGCUUUAAGUGAUAUGAGGAGUGGCAAGACCAUCAAGCCUGUUCUUGUGUGGUAG